UUCUUCGUUAUUCAUCUUACCUUGAAGAAGUCGAAGGCAAUCAAUAGCAGCAGGCCAGAUGAGGAUUGCUCGAGCUCUUGAAAUGAGAAGAUUGAUUCCAGUAUAGAGACAUUCGUUCAUGCCUCUAGCAUAAAUUUGUAAAACCGCCAUGAUCUCCAUGGUGGUGCAAGAUGACAAGCAAGCAUGAUAGAAAUACAGCUGAUGCUAAUGCUUAACAGAAGAAAUUCAAAGUCAAAUAGCAAAAUAUCCAGAAAUUGCAGCCAUGAACCAGAAUUGUUACUCAAUCCACCGAAAGAGAACUAUCUGAUAUUAGAGAACGCGUGGCUUAUUGCAGUCCUUUAUGAGCCCUUUCUUCCUCCUGUUUUCAUAUCAAUCCCUCCAGAUUGUUUACCAACUGGAAAGGCAACUACUUCAGCAAAAAGAAGUUCCAGACUUGAAUCCACAGGCAGAACAUGUGAUAAACUUUGUGCAAAUACAUUUCAGGGUCUUCCAGGAUGCUUGGACGUCCUUUUCUUGAGAAUCAAGGCAAAGCAGUACCCAUUAACAGCACCCUACUCCUCCCCAAAAAACGCAGGACAAGGAAGGAAAGAAAAUACAAAUGCGACUCAAUGAACAAUGAAGGAAUCUUCAAAAUGAGCAGCAAUUCAAUCCAAUACUGCAAAGGCAUAAAAGUACCCAUUAACACCACCCUACUCCCCCCUAAAAAUGCAGGUCAAGGAAGAAAAGAAAAUUCAAAUGUGACUCAAUGAACAAUGAAGGAAUUAUCAAAAUGAGCACCACUUCA
Molecule: messenger RNA, 784 nt
Organism: Coffea arabica (coffee)
Lineage: Eukaryota; Viridiplantae; Streptophyta; Magnoliopsida; Gentianales; Rubiaceae
Source: RefSeq, a predicted model, not a curated record